This is a messenger RNA of Anthonomus grandis grandis, 5355 nucleotides long. RefSeq names its product sodium/potassium/calcium exchanger 4-like. The transcript has 10 exons. The coding region runs from base 262 to 1863 and encodes 533 amino acids. Gene Ontology annotation, cellular component: membrane. The record is from RefSeq and is a predicted model, not a curated record. Gene Ontology annotation, biological process: calcium ion transmembrane transport; intracellular calcium ion homeostasis. Lineage: Eukaryota; Metazoa; Arthropoda; Insecta; Coleoptera; Curculionidae. Gene Ontology annotation, molecular function: calcium, potassium:sodium antiporter activity; calcium channel activity.
UUAUUUUAAUCAUUUACAACUUAUUGUUUUGGUUGACUAAGCCUAACUUGUAUUAAUUAUUGUUUAUAAAUCAUUUAUUUAAUUAACAGUGUGUGUGUUAUUUUGAAUCGAAUAAAAUGUCUAGGGUAUCCGAGGUACUUCAAAGAUAACGCUUAAUCGAUUUAUAAAGGACACCUGACUUUACCCAAAGAGCUUCCGAAUGCCAGUAGUUUGAUUUAUUAUGGCACGAUAAAGUUAAAAUAACAUUUUUAUAGGGAAAUUAUGGCGGUCAAGUGGGGAUUUGGAUUUCUUUUGGUGGUGAUAGGAUGUAUUGUUUCAGUUUACGCACAAGGCAACCAGGAGUAUGUUUCGAAAAUGACACCCACUAAUUCCAGCGACGGGGAAGUUUCGGCUGUUCAUAUAUCCGACUUACUUUACUCACAAAGUAUAAACCCCUUUGGAAUGUCCUUGGACAAUAAAAACUAUGAAAAUCUACUAGAAACCACCACAAAAUCGAGCGACGAUGAUGAGUUUCCGCCGUUCCUAACUCCGGAACAACAAAGAAACGGGGGAGUGGUGUUGUGCUUUAUCGUAGCAAUUUAUUGCUUUACACUUCUGGCCAUUGUUUGCGAUAAAUACUUUAUUCCCUCCAUUGAACGGUUGUGUGAAGUUUUAGAUAUACCUGCGGAUGUUGGAGCAGCGACUUUUAUGUCAGUGGCGACCUCAUGUCCCGAGCUAUUUACGAACAUUAUAGCAACCUUCAUUACUGGAUCAGAGCUUGGAAUAGGGACUAUCGUUGGGUCUUCUAUGUUUAAUUCCCUUGGGGUCGCUUCUAUUGGUUCUUUGGCCGCUAUAAGGCCUAUAAAACUUGACUGGUGGCCAGUAACCCGAGACGUCUUUAUUUAUAUCGUGGCCAUUUCGGUUCUAAUCGGAAUCGUAUGGGAUGCUCGUAUAUACUGGUACGAAGCACUGGUUCUCUUCAUCCUUUACUUCGUUUACUUCAUCGUCAUGUUUCAAAACACUAGAAUAUCCAGGUUUGUUCGGAGACAAGUGGAUCGGUUUCAGAAUAGGUCGGCUGUCGAUGUCAUCUCAAGUGAAAAUGGGAAAGACAAGGAAUUUAGAGAAAAAGAGUUUAGUAGAGACUCAGUGAGGGCUUCAGUAGCGUCUGCUUUCGGUACAUACGCUGAGGAAGCUAGAAGAUCCGCAUAUGAACAUCCGGAUGACUAUAAGAAGCAACGACAAGUUCAGGAGGAGCAAGAAAUAAACUCAAUUAAGAAGAGUCCAUUCAUUAUACCGGAGGGAGGAUGGUUCGUUAAAUUUAUGUUCUUUUAUACGUGGCCAAUCAAAAUGGCUCUGAGGUGCACCUUACCUAAUCCGAAAAUCCAUCCGAAGUUGUGGUCAAUCACUUUUUUGAUGUGCAUUAUUUGGAUCGGAGCCAAUUCUUAUAUGGUGUCCUGGAUGGUUUCUAUUAUUGGUGAUGUCUUUAACAUACCCUCCACUGUACAAGGUAUGACUUUUAUGGCAGCCGGUGGGUCUUUACCAGAGUCAAUUUCAAUCGCUAUUAUGGCCAGAAGGGGUGAAGGUAAAAUGGGCGUGUCAAAUUCCCUGGGAGCCAACACGAUGAACAUCCUCUUCUCCCUAGGGAUGCCCUGGUUCUUUAAGACCAUGACGAUGGGUAUAAACAACGAUUCAUUUAUCGGGAUUGAAUCGGGCUCUAUAGUAUAUACAAUAAUGUCCCUUAUAUUGGUCGGACUCAUUUUAUAUGUCACACUUAUAUUCAAUAAGUUUACACUGUCAAAGGUUACAGGAUGUAUUUUGGUUGUUGUAUAUAUCAUUUGUAUUGUGCUAGCGUGUCUUUCGGAAAUGGUGUUCUUUAAGUCAUAGUAUAUGUUGUAUUUUUUAUAUAAUGUUCCUUGUUUUGUUAUAUAAUAAGUCAGGCAUUAGCAGUUGUAUGGUACUGUGAUUCCGAUUGAUCAUAAUAUACUCAGGUGUUUGGGAAUUUUGAACAUUUUAUGGUCAAACUUGUAGCGUAUGGAGUGCUCGUUUCGAACUUUAGUUGGAUUGAUCUAAAGACUAUUGUAAUACUAUGUAUUUUAUUAAGGGAUGUUGUUUAUAUAUGAAGAUUAGGCAAAGAAUUUGAUCAAAUCAAUUUGGAAUUAAAAAUAUCAAUUUUCUAGAUCAGACUCUCACCUCCUAAUUAGGUUAUUUACUUUUAAUAAAAAAAAUGUUUUUUUUUUAAAUUUUAAUAUUAAAAAUAACUUUAUUUCUUGUAAAGUGUCUCAUGACUCAAGUAUAUUUAUCAACGUUUUGUUCAAUAAAAGAGCCAUAGUUACGAAAAAAAGCCAUGAUGAUGGCUCCUUUUCAUACGAAACGUCGAUUAAAAAAAAACAUUUUUUUUAUAUUUCUCUUGAAUUUUUGGACAUAAUUCAAAUUUGGCAACUCUGUAAACACAAUUUUAUUAUUGUUAUUUUUACAGCAGUCGAUAUAAUAAUAUGUUUUGGAACGUCGACGUUUCGAUCGAAAAAAUUAAUCGUCAGGAAAAAUAACAACUUGACUAUCAUUGAUUUGCUGUUUGUAAUACGUACCUGUAUUUUUUAUUAAUUAAUUUAUUUAGUUUUACCUAUAAAAUUGUUUUUUCAGUUAUAUAUAUUUUUUCCGCAUAAAUUUUUAAUUUUUCAUAAAUUGACGGAAAUUUAAUUCAUUUAUUUUUUUUAAUAUUCCCUUUAAAUUUUUACCAAUUACUAAUAAAAACCUUGACCAUGGCUCUUUUUUCGUACGAAACGUCAAUAAAAAAAAAAUAAUUUUAUAUAUUUUCCCUUGAAUUUUGGAAAAGAAUUAAAAUUUGGCAACUGUGUAAAAGCAAUUUUUUAAUUCUGUUAUUUUUUACACACCGACGUUUCGAUGUAAAAUAUUCAUCUUCAGGAAAAAUACCAAUUUUGUUACUAAGAAGUUCAAAUCUAAUAGACACUCCUAUUAAAGAAUAUAUACAGGGUGUGUCAAAGAGUAGACUUGACAUCAAAGUUUAAGCAUCAUCGAUUUUUUUUUACUGAAUGUAUUUUUUUUUAAUUAAUUAAUUUACUUUUAAUUAUACAAUUGUUUUUUCAGUUAAAUAUUUUUUUUUUCUGUAUAAAAUGAUAAUUGUGACAAGUUUUACAUUUUUAAUUUUUAUUUUUAAUAAUUUUUUAUUAUUUUGAGAAUAGCAUAUGACUCAAUUAUUUUUACCAAAUAUUAAUAGAAACCUUGAGGAUGGCUCUUUUUUCCUACGAAACGUCGACUAAAAAAAAAUAUUUUUUUUAUAUUUUACCUUGAAUUUUGGAAAAAAAUUCAAACUUGCCAACUUUGUAAACGCAUUUUAUGACUACUAUUUUUUACACAUCGACGUUUCGAACCAAAAUAUCCACCUUCAGGAAAAUUACCAAUAAGUUGAAAGGUAAAUUAUACAGGGUGUGUCAAAAAGUAGAUUUAAUAUCUAAAGCUGGAUUAUAGUAUCGAUGUCUUGUUUUUAAUACGUACCUGUAUUUUUUAUUAAUUAAUUUAUUCAAUUUUAAUUAAAAAAUAAUUUUUUCUCUCUAUUGACAUAUUUUUUAUAAUAAUUUUUAAUUCCCUUUAAAAUUCUAGCUUUCUAAAAUUAAUAUGACUGAAGUGUUUUUGCCAACGUUUCGUACAAAAAUGGAUCAUCGUCAAGGACUUUUUUUCUUAAUGAUGGCUUUUUUUUCGUACGAAACGUCGACCAAAAAAAAAUCAUAUUUUUCUAUUUUGCCUUGAGUUUUGGAAAUUAAAUCAAAUUUGGCAACUCUGUAAACGCAAUUUAAUUUUUGCUAUAUUUUACAAAUCGACGUUUCGAUCCAAAAUAUUCAUCUUCAGGAAAAAUUCCACCACUUACCAAUAAGUUGAGAAUUAAAUUAAGAGAUUUUCAUCCCUUUAAUAAGGAGUAUAUACAGGGUGUGUCAAAGAGUGUAUUUGACAUCAAAUAUUGACUAUCAUUAAUUUUUUUUUCUAAUACGUACCUGUAUUUUUUAUUAAUUAACUUAUUUACUUUUAAUUAUAAAAUUGUUUUUCAGUUAUAUAUUUUUUUUCGCAUAAAAUUAUAAUUGGGUCAAUUUCUUAAUUUUUUUAUAUAUUGACGGAAAUUUGAAUGUUUUAAUUUUUUUUCUUAUAUUUUUUAAAUCUUUUUAAAUUUUUACCAAUCAUUACUUAAAACCUUGACGAUGGUUCUUUUUUCAUACGAAACGUCGACCAAAAAAAAAAAAUUUUGUUUUUUUUCCCUUGAAUUUUGGAAAAAAAAUCCAAUUUGGCACCUCUGUAAACGCACUUUUAUUAGUGCUAUUUUUUACACAUCAAAGUUUCGAUCCAAAAUAUUCAUCUUCAGGAAAAAAUUCCACCACUUUUAAAUUCUUUUUCUUAUUUUUUAUUAAUUAAUUUAUUCACUUCUAGCUAAAAAAAAUAUUUCUUUCUCUCUAUUGACACAAUUUUUAAUUCCCUUUAAAAUUUUAGCAUAAUAUGACUCAAGUAUUUUUACCAACGUUUCGUACAAAAAAGAACCAUCAUCAAUGCUUUUUUUCAUAAUGAUGGCUCUUUUUUUGGACGAAACGUUGAAAAAAAUAUAGUAAAAAAGGAAGUAAAAAAAAUUAUUUAAUAAAAAAAUAAAUUAAUAAGUAUCAAUACAAGAGCAACUAAAUAUUUAAAAUAAAAAUAUGCUUAUCAACUCUGUAAGCGCACUUUCAUUACACAUAAAACGUCUCGAUCCAAAUAAAUUCAUCUUCAGGCAAAAUUUUCAUUAUGCCCUUGACUAAAAUUAAAACUGAGCUGGCACAAAAAAAAAUCAGCAUUUCUACCUGAAGACGAAUAAUCUGGGUCGAAACGUUGACGUUUCAAAACUUGUUUUUUAUUAGAUUAUUUAAAAAAAAAAGGUGAAGAUGAUCUUAGAGGAGCCAAACGUCGAACUUUAAUUAGCCAACUCUUAAUAAAAUUUGAUCGAAUUUUUUGCUAUUUUAAGACCCUUUACGCACUAGAGAUCAAGUUGCACCUUGAAAGGAAAAAAUUUUAAUUAAUUUUUAAUGACCCUCUUUCUUUACCAUUUUCCAUUAAAAUUAAUUUAUUAUUUAAUUGCAUUAAAUUUAAUUUCAUUAAGCGACAAUUGUUGCUCAACUUGGUCUUUAGGCCCUACGGGCAUUAUAUCAACCAAUAUAAGUUUCUUAUUAUUUUGCAAAAUAUGACUAAUUAUUGUAAAUACUCAUCGAAUGAGUUCUAAUUAGGUAAAGGACCCUUGUGAUAUUUGUAACCUCAUGUGACCUCAUAUUCUGUACAUAAGUAUAUGGAUUUUUUGUUAUAUGUUUGUUGAAAAUAAUUAAAAAAAAAUAAAAUGUUAUUUAUUUA